ACGAAACAUGAGUUUUAACUUGCAACGCUCUUCGCCUUCAUGCCUUCCUCGCUACGAUCAGCGAAGACACGAUGAGGAGGAAUUAUGUCCUCGACAGGACGGGGAUUUGGACAAUCAGGCGACCAAAACUUUGACGGUGGUCGACCAAAUAAAUUUCUGUACUCUGGAAAAAACAAAAAAGUUGAUCCGUGGGGCAACAGCACUGAUAAUGAUCAUGGAGGUAGUAUAGAGCGGGCUUUACAACCUAAGAAUAAGUUUCUGAAAACCAAAGAUACCCGUAGCUCGCCAGGUUGUGAAUUAGAUGAUGUAUGGAGUAUUCGCAAAAAUGUCCAAGUCAGCCAGGCGGGAAAGAAAGGAACCAUAUUAAACUCAAACAAAUCUUCAACGUCGUAUUAUUCCAGGCACGGAGGUUUGAGCGGACCGGGCGACGUGAAUAGUUCAAUCUUGAACAAGGGCCAUGACGCUAACGGAGACUUUCAUAGCCCCCGUAACGAUCAUAAAUCAUGGAGUAUUGCAAGUCGAGGAAACUUCUCAUACUCAGAUCAGCCCAAGUUCAGCCAAGGUAACCAUGGCACCUCAAGAGUUGAUCAACCUGACAUCCUAGACACAAGACGCACCCCUGCAACUGAUGAAUUUGACAUGGUACAAAAAAAGAAUGUCUUGAACAGCAAACUGUGGAUGGCAGGAGCUCCUCAAGUUGCAAACAGGGAAAUGUCUGCAAGGACACGCCGUGCAAAGAAAAUGCAUGAUGCCCAUCUCAGGUCAAUGGGGCUUGGUCCAUUUACCCCAAGUAAUGGAUCACAUGUCAGUUCAGAUAAUCACAAGGAUAGUGUCAACUGGAAACAAGACAUUGAUGAUGACUUUUAACCACUUGUGUUUACUAUGCAUAUAACAAAAAAGAACUAUUUAUGAAGAUGUAAAAUGACUUGCAACAAAACUUUAACAUGAUAAUGAUAAAGAUGAUUCAAUGAAAGUGAGAGGUCAAAUGCAUGUUUUGAUUUUUUACUUAAUACAUAUAUCUAAUUAACCAAGCACGAGGGCCCUACUGGGGGAAUAUCAGCCUGAGGUCUUGACAGUACAGACUGAGCGUAGCGAGGUCUGUAUAAAAAAGACCGAGGGCCGAUAUUCUUCCAGUAUGGUCCCGAGCAAGCUUGGUUAAUGAGAGAUUUAUUAUACGAC
Stylophora pistillata is the source of this 1179-nucleotide messenger RNA. RefSeq lists its product as uncharacterized. The record is from RefSeq and is a predicted model, not a curated record. NCBI's taxonomy places the organism in Eukaryota, Metazoa, Cnidaria, Anthozoa, Scleractinia, Pocilloporidae.